AUGUUGGAGAAGAACCCAGCCCCGAGCGAUUCGACUACUGGUUCAAAUGGGUCUACGCCAGUCCCUGUUGCCAUUGCUGAACAAGACCUCGAGAAACAUGCCACCACCACAGGCACAGGCACAGCGACAGCACAACAGAGCAAUGGUCCAAGUCCACCAACUGCCACAGUUCAUGAUUGGGAUGGACCAGACGACCCUGAAAAUCCGCUAAACUGGUCGCUACUCAAGAAGAGUUAUCACUCUCUAUUCCCUGCGCUUCAAUGCCUUACAAUCACAUUCGGCGCUUCAGUCAUCACACCCAGUAUCCCCGAGAUCGCGCGACAUUUCGACGUCAGCAUCACAGCCGCAAUCGUAACAUUAACAGUCUACGUGAUCGGACUUGCAUUCGGGCCCGUCGUCAGCGCACCACUUUCGGAAACGUACGGCCGGCGCGGCGCAUAUCUGGUCUUCUUCCCAUCAUCACUAUUCUUCACGCUCGGCGCCGGAUUCGCCAAAAACUUCGGAACACUAGUAGUAUGUCGGUUUUUCGCGGGACUUUUGGGAUCGGGAUGUCUGGCCGUCGGGGCGGGUUCCAACUCAGACAUAUUCUCACCAUACCAACGAGCGGUGUCGGGCGUGCUAUUCGUCAUGACGCCCUUUCUCGGUCCUGCGCUCGGCCCAGCUAUCGGCGGCUAUGUGGCGAUGAAAAAAGGAUGGCGCUGGACACAAUGGCUUACACUAUUCUGGGGGGCAUUGUCUUACGCAGUCACGAUCCCGCAGCAAGAAACGUACAAGAAAAUCAUCCUUCAACGCCGCGCAAAGAAAUUAGGUCUGCCGCCGGCCCCUAGCCCGCUUCCGCCGGGAAUGUCGCCUAUCAAGUUUUUGCUGAUCGUCACGCUUCUCCGGCCGCUGAGGAUGUUGGGGACGGAAUCGAUUGUUGCUUUUACGAGUAUCUAUACGGCGUUCAACUUUAGUGUCUUGUUUGGGUUCUUUGCUGCGUUCCCGCUUGUCUUUGAAUCUUUUUACCCGGAGAUUCAGGUCUAUCAUUUCAACGAGGGCGAGUCCGGGCUGGUGUUUUUGGGGAUUGGAUUGGGCGUGGUUCUGGGGACGUUGGCGUUUAUUGGCUUUGAUUUGUUUAUUUAUCGCAAGAAGAUGCGGAGCAUGAUGCAGAACGGACAGGCUGGGGCAGGGGCGGGGGCAGGGGCUGUGGGAGAGUUCGUCCAGUUACCCCCAGAAGAGAGACUCUAUGCGGCCAUGGUCGGGUCCUUCAUGUUGCCCAUCGGUCUAUUCUGGUUCGCCUGGUCAGCUCGGCCGUCCGUCCAUUGGAUCGUGCCGGUUCUCGCGACAAUUCCGUUCGGGAUGGGCAAUAUGCUUGUGUUUUGCUCCGGUGUGUGUUAUCUUGUCGAUGCGUAUGGUCCUUUAAUGGGCGCCAGUGCCAUUGCUGCCAAUGCGUUGUUGAGAUAUGUGGUCGGCGGGGUGUUUCCCCUUUUUACGAUUCAGAUGUACCGUGGAAUGGGCGUCGCUUGGGCAACUAGUCUCUUUGGAUUCGUCACGGUCGGCCUGCUUCCGAUCCCGUGGGUGCUGUAUAAGUAUGGUCCGAUCAUCAGGCGGAGAAGUGCUUAUACCUAG
Exophiala dermatitidis NIH/UT8656 is the source of this 1608-nucleotide messenger RNA. Its product is annotated as MFS transporter, DHA1 family, multidrug resistance protein. The record is from RefSeq and is a predicted model, not a curated record. The coding region runs from base 1 to 1608 and encodes 535 amino acids. NCBI's taxonomy places the organism in Eukaryota, Fungi, Ascomycota, Eurotiomycetes, Chaetothyriales, Herpotrichiellaceae. Gene Ontology annotation, molecular function: spermidine transmembrane transporter activity; spermine transmembrane transporter activity. The transcript is spliced from 4 exons. Gene Ontology annotation, biological process: spermine transport; transmembrane transport; spermidine transport.